Molecule: messenger RNA, 2204 nt
Organism: Zea mays
Lineage: Eukaryota; Viridiplantae; Streptophyta; Magnoliopsida; Poales; Poaceae
Product: Protein ROOT INITIATION DEFECTIVE 3
Exons: 9
Coding region: 546-1832 (428 amino acids)
Biological process (GO): DNA-templated DNA replication; rRNA processing
Cellular component (GO): rixosome complex; nuclear pre-replicative complex
Molecular function (GO): protein binding
Source: RefSeq, a predicted model, not a curated record
GACGGCCUUCCCGCCACUGAGUCCUCCCGAGUCCCGACAAAACGUCCAGAGCAGCAAGCAGCCGAGCACCCAACGUCCCAACCGCCGCCGGAGGCCCGGAGCGCGGAGCAAAACCAUCUCCAAAACCCUAGUUAUUCCCUAGCGCCGCCGGAGCCCGGAGCUUCGACCCACCUCAUCGCGCCUCCUCUCUUUCUCUCUCUCCGCCGGCUUCCUUGACUGCGCCGCACCCGACUCUCAUUUUUCUCCCUCGACGGUGCUCGACCCCCACCGGCUCAGCGGAGUCAGCGCUCUAUCUGUCCCUCUGCCGCGCCGAGAGUAAUUUCUCCUUGGGACCGCAGACCGAGGACGGAGCGAGGAGAAGCCAAAAUUUGAGUUUCGUCUCUUGCCGACGCCUUCAUUUCUUUCUGUGAAAGCUGCUGUAUUUUGAGGGAAGCUAGAGGGUCUUCGUCGACCCAGCCAAGCUCUGCCUUGUUUGGACGGCUCGGGUACGCGUCGGUGUCGCGGCCCCCCCGGAAUAGUGAACCCUAAACCCCUCUCCGUUGCUCAUGGCGCCGCCACCACAACCAAAGCAGCUGGUGCUCGCUGCGUCAUCCGCGGACGCGGGCGUGGCUGCCUGGGACCUCCGCACCGGCGCGGAGGACAUCCGCCUCCGCCCCUGCGCCUCCCGCCCUCGGUCGCUCGCCUCGGUUGCCGACCGCUUCCUCGCCUCCGCUCAGGCUCUUCCCGCGGGCGGCAACUCCGGGACCAUCCACUUCUACUACUGGGACAAGCCGCAAGUGGCCGUCAAGAGCUUUCCUGCUGAGCCGAUCCGCGCACUCAUCGCCGAUCAGGAGGGAAGCUACCUCAUUGGCGGUGGCAGCAAUGGCAACAUUUUCCUUUGGGAGGUGUCUAGUGGAGAGCUUCUCCAUACAUGGCAUGCACACUAUCGUGCUGUUAGGUGCCUCGGGCUGUAUGACUAUUUGCUUGUCUCAGGGUCAGAGGAUGGGACUAUCAAAGUUUGGGAUCUCAUCACGGUGCUUGAUGAGCAAUCAAGGCUGGAGGUCCAGACACCAUAUUUGUAUAGUUUCAGUCAGCAUGCACUGCCUGUAACUGAUAUUGCUUGUUUUCUUGGAGCAAUCGCUAUAUCUUCUUCUGAGGAUCGAACCUGCAAAAUUUGGAGUUUAUCUGAGGGUAGGAUGCUGAGAAGCAUUUCAUUUCCUACUAGCAUUGAUUCUAUAGCACUAGACCCAAGAAGUCAUAUUUUCUAUGCUGGUGGUAGAGAUGGAAAAAUAUAUGUUACUGCUAUGGGUGUUGAUCUCAGUUUUCAUGGUAGGGAUGAGUCAUCUAUUCUGGGUGCAUUGGAUGACCACAGCAAGGCAGUAACAAGCUUAGCAUCAAGCAGAGAUGGACUUCUACUUGUCUCUGGAUCUGAGGAUGGUAAUGUUCGGGUGUGGGAUACCAGAUGUCAGCAAGUUACCCGAAAAUUCAAACACUCCCAAGGUCCAGUAACCAAUGUUCUUAUUGUAACGCCACAACGAGUAAAUCUGCCACCGCUACAACCAUUACGCAAAGUUCGGUCUGCAAAUGGGGAGGCUGAACGGCAGGCAGUACUUCUUCAUCGGCCUGAAAAUGAUGUCCCAAUUCCUGGAAAUAAGACCUUCAUUUUUAUGGAGCGCUACUUGGAUGAGCUUCAGAAGCAUGGUGGUUCAUCCAGGUUAUUUGAUUUUGGGCCGAAUGCUCAGAAUGGCACUCCAAACCAACAGGGAACAGAAUGGAGAGAUAGAUACUUGGAGUUGCAGGAUCUCUUUGUACAUGAGGUCCUCCAUCAGAUGCCAUCCUCGAGGAACCCAUGAUGCACAUGCUUUGGAUAUCGUAGGAUCAUUUGUGGUGUCGAAACAGUGAUGGUUGCCAUUCGGGCUACAAACGAUGUAGAUGAGUUCUUUGGAGUAAUUCAACUGAUGGUGCUUUCGGCUGCGAGGAACUUAUCAGAUUCUGAACUAAAACCACUAGAAUCGGUGCCAGCAGUCACUUGGAACUGGUUCUCGUUUGUGUACUAGUCUAGAGAAACGCUAAAAAUCAGGUUUCUCUUGAUUCUAGUUCUAAUUUUAAGGAUACAGUGAGCUUGCUACAUAAAGUUAUUUUGAUUUCAUAGAGAAAAUGUUUUGUUCUCAGGGGAAUCUGAAUUUUGAAAGUUUUCUACUAGAAUCUAAGAUUUGAUACGUUCA